Molecule: messenger RNA, 2235 nt
Organism: Gracilinanus agilis (Agile Gracile Mouse Opossum)
Lineage: Eukaryota; Metazoa; Chordata; Mammalia; Didelphimorphia; Didelphidae
Gene: SPNS1
Product: sphingolipid transporter 1 (putative)
Exons: 13
Coding region: 174-1772 (532 amino acids)
Biological process (GO): transmembrane transport
Cellular component (GO): membrane
Molecular function (GO): transmembrane transporter activity
Source: RefSeq, a predicted model, not a curated record
GCUAUCAUGGCGGUGGCAGCAGUGCAUUUCGGAGCCUGAGCACUUCGGGGUAUCAGUGGCGGCGACAACAGACCUAGUGGGCGCUGGGACCCGUGGGCCGUUCGGGGUAAAUUGGUUGGGCCUGACAGUGGGCUGGACAAGUAACCAUAAAGAGAGCAGGCUGAGGGGCAACCAUGUCUGGGCUGCUGGGUCAGCCAGACACAGCCCCAUUUCUCAGCCAAGCAGAUGACACAGAAGAAGAAAAAGGGGGCUCUGGGGCUGGCAAGACUGCAAGUUUCGGUGGCUCAGAGUCCCAGGACAGAGAAAAUCCAGAUGAGGAAGGGCUACAUCUGAUAACAGGCAUCUCCCCUGGACAUGCAACUUUGAUCGUUGGUGUACUUUGCUAUAUCAACCUUCUUAACUACAUGGACCGAUUUACUGUGGCAGGUGUUCUUCCAGAUAUUGAACAGUUCUUUGGAAUUGGUGACAGCAGCUCUGGCCUCAUCCAGACUGUGUUCAUUUCCAGUUACAUGAUUCUGGCUCCUGUAUUUGGCUACCUGGGUGACAGAUAUAACAGGAAGUACCUCAUGUGUGGCGGCAUUGCCUUCUGGUCAUUGGUGACUCUGGGUUCUUCAUUCAUCCCUAGAGAGAGGUUUUGGCUGCUUCUCUUUACCCGGGGCCUGGUAGGUGUUGGGGAGGCCAGUUAUUCUACCAUUGCCCCUACUCUCAUUGCGGACCUCUUUGUGGCUGAUCAGCGGAGUCGAAUGCUCAGUGUCUUUUACUUUGCCAUCCCUGUGGGCAGUGGUCUGGGUUAUAUCGCAGGAUCAAAGGUGAAGGAUGUGGCUGGCGAUUGGCACUGGGCACUCAGGGUCACCCCAGGUCUUGGGAUGGUAGCAGUAUUAUUGCUGUUUCUGGUGGUGAGGGAACCACCCCGUGGAGCUGUGGAACGACAUUCAGACACCCCUCCCUUAAGCCCCACAUCUUGGUGGGCUGAUCUACGGGCUCUGGCACGGAAUCCCAGUUUUGUGCUCUCUUCCUUGGGAUUCACGGCUGUGGCCUUUGUCACGGGGUCCCUGGCAUUGUGGGCGCCAGCAUUCCUGCUUCGUGCUCGAGUAGUCUUAGGAGAGACCCCACCCUGCCUCCCUGGAGACUCUUGCUCCUCUUCAGACAGUCUCAUCUUUGGGGUGAUCACCUGUGUGACUGGGAUUCUGGGUGUGGCCUCUGGGGUGGAGAUCAGUCGCCGUCUUCGCCGAACUAACCCCAGAGCUGACCCCUUGGUCUGUGCAGCUGGAUUGCUGGGCUCUGCCCCCUUUCUGUUCCUGGCCCUGGCUUGUGCUCAGGAUAGCAUUAUAGUUACCUAUGUUUUCAUCUUCAUUGGAGAGCUUCUGCUGUCCAUGAACUGGGCCAUUGUUGCAGACAUUCUGUUGUAUGUGGUUAUUCCCACACGCCGGUCAACAGCAGAGGCCUUCCAGAUUGUCCUGUCACAUCUGUUAGGGGAUGCUGGGAGCCCCUAUCUCAUUGGGCUGAUCUCUGACCGUCUGCGCCGUGACUGGCCUCCUUCCUUCCUCUCCCAGUUCCGGGCCCUGCAGUUCUCCCUCAUGCUUUGUGCCUUUGUUGGAGCACUUGGGGGUGCAGCUUUUCUGGGCACUGCCAUGUACAUUGAAGGUGAUCGAAAGAGAGCGCAGCUUCAUGUGCAAGGACUCUUGAGAGAUGUGCCCCCUCCAGAUGAUCGGAUUGUGGUCCCUCAGCGAGGCCGUUCUACCAAGGUUCCAGUGUCUAGCGUGCUCAUCUGAUUGACAGGACCGUAGCCUGAGGCUGCCUCCUGUUGGGGGGGGUCCUUCAGGGUGAUGGGAAGACCAGGCCUCUGAGUAACCCCAGCACCCUGGACUAUUACCUCAUCCCUGUGCUCAGUGUGGUCCCAUGACCUCUGACCUGGGACCACAGGAGUGGGCCAGUGGCUGAGGUUUGCCCCCUUCCCCUCCCUGUUGCACACAUUAAUGCACUACACGAACAGCAAUAUCAGUCAGGGCAGGCAUGGUUCCACAUUGGGGAGGGGGCAGGUGGUGGAAGGGCCUGGAGUAGGGACUCUCAGCUUUCUGCAGGUCUGUUUGGGGAGGGAUGAUCCCUUUCCCCUCUUCCUCUUUCAGGCUAUAUAUGGGUUCCAGCCUGCCUUCCUGGGAUCAGGGGCAAGGUGCCCCCAUAGUCCAGGCAGGAGGGGUUGGUGCUAUUUUUAUCUGAAUAAACUUUGUAUCCAGA